CACACAUUCUAUUCCAUCUAGGGCUUAUGUUUAAAGUGUAAUAGUAACUCUUCAAGUUUAUGGUUUAUGAAUAUAUAAUGACUUGAAUGAACAAUUCAAUGAAUGUAUUGUAAAAUAUUUAUACAUUUUUAAGCUGUUUUAUUUAAUAAGAAGAAUAGUGAAAUGGCUACUUUAUGGCAAUAUUUAUUGGAAGUUUAUGAAGAUGUCGUGGACAAAAAUGCUGAUCCAAGAGUCGUUAAUUUACCUCUUAUUUCCAGUCCGUUUCCCACUAUAGCCAUUGUUAUAAUAUAUAAUUACUUUGUAAAUAAAUGGGGACCUCUAUUGAUGAAGUCAAGAGAGCCAUUUGAGCUGAAAAAUGUGAUGAUUUUAUUUGACAUAAUACAAAUUAUUUUAAAUAUUUAUUUGUUUUGUAUGUGUAUUAAAUUACCUUUUAUUGAUUUGAGUUAUAGUUUAAUCUGUGAAGAAGUUGAUUACUCUGAUCAUCCAACUUCUCUAUCUAUCGCAUUUAAUGUAUGGAUAUAUUUUAUGGUUAAAGUGAUGGAUUUGCUAGAUACGGUUUUUAUGGUGUUGCGUAAGAAAGAAAGACAAAUAUCUUUCUUGCAUGUGUAUCAUCACACAGGAAUGGUUAUGAGUGGCUGGAUCGCAACAAAAUAUGUACCAGGAGGCCAUGUAGUACUGGUUGGAUUGAUAAAUUCCUUUGUUCAUGCAGUCAUGUACGUCUAUUACCUCCUUACAGCUAUUAAUCCUGAAUAUAAAAAAUCAAUUUGGUGGAAAAAACAUCUUACAGAGCUUCAAAUGGUUCAAUUUAUUAUACUUGCUUGGCACAGUGCAAUUGCAGUUCUGAAUCCAAGUUGUAAUUUCCCAAAAAUUCUGAUGGGUAUAUUCUUCCCUCAAAACUUCUUCAUGCUGAUAAUGUUCUGGGACUUUUAUAGAAAAAAUUAUUUAUCAAAAAAAAAUAUUCAACCUGAAAAAGUACUUGAAAACAAAGUUGAAACGAAUAAUAACAUGGAAAAGAAAGUGGUUUGAAAUGUAAAAAGAAAACAUAUUCAAUAAAGAAAAUAAUAUGUGACUUUUUAAAACACAUUAGGUUAUUUAUUGUGAAAAUGUAUAGUAAUUAAUUUAUAUCUUUUGAAAAUAAAAUGUAUUAUAUUAUUCAUACGAUUAAAUAAUAUUAUUGUAAUAUAUAUUUUAAAGAACUCUUUGAUAGCUAAAGCUAUAUAAUAGAAACUCAUCAGAAACCUAGACUACUACUUAGCGAGUUCCUAAAUUUUACAUUAAGUUCAGAAAUUUGUAACAAGGCUAAUUUUUUCAUCCAAGCAAAAAUAAUUCUACAAUCAUUAUUGAGUCACAAAUCAUCAAAGGAAGAUCAUUACCUACUUCUCUUAUAGGAAACAGAAAGAUUGUCUACAUAGUUCUUCUAUUUAUUUAUAAUUGUAUCACGGACUAUUUGUUGCUCAUUGAUAAGGAAGGCAGAGAUUUUCAUAAUUCAUGAAUCGCUUCAAUUAUUUGUUAAUUGAUUUUUCUACCUCAUUAUUGUUACAUACAUUGAUUUGAGUAUACAAAAAAUAAAAAAUAAAAAUCAAGAAUAUUUAUAGUUGUAAACAAGUCUUUCAGCUUUAAGUAUCUUUGAUCAAUAUUGGACUGAUGGAUUUUUACCAUAUUUUACAAACCUAUAAAGGGUUUAAUGUUCAGUACUGUUUCAUCAUUAACAAUCAAGAUGAUUUGGCCAGGAUCAGGUAUCCACUUUAGGCAGAAUAGGCAACAAGAGUAUCUUCUGACCUCAAGAUCCAACCAUAGCUGAUAGAAUAGAAAAUAAAUUGUUUACUACAGCAAACUUAGUCAUAUAAAAUAUAAAAAUCUGUUUGUAAUUUUUAGAAAAUUACAUCAAUUUAUAUUAUA
This is a messenger RNA of Nezara viridula (southern green stink bug), 1899 nucleotides long. The record is from the annotation of a GenBank genome assembly. NCBI's taxonomy places the organism in Eukaryota, Metazoa, Arthropoda, Insecta, Hemiptera, Pentatomidae.